Messenger RNA from Colletotrichum destructivum, 396 nucleotides. RefSeq lists its product as uncharacterized. Bases 1 to 396 code for a protein of 131 amino acids. The transcript is spliced from 2 exons. The record is from RefSeq and is a predicted model, not a curated record. Lineage: Eukaryota; Fungi; Ascomycota; Sordariomycetes; Glomerellales; Glomerellaceae.
AUGUCCGACAAGACCGCUCCUACCCCGUCCCAAGGCGACAUCAACUUUAUGGUUGAGAUCUUUAAACACAUGACGGAAAAGCCAAAUAUCGACUGGGACAGCUUUGCAACCGCUGCAGGCUUCAAAAGCGCGAAUGUCGCCCAGACUCGCUGGGGUCAGAUUAAGCGCAAGUUCAACGACCCGGCCCGCCCCGCCACCCCGAAGAAGGCAACCCUUAAGGCCACCCAAUCAACUCCUGGCUCAUCUUCUAGGGUCAAGAAAAACACUGGUCGUGUCGGAAUAAGAGGGACUAAGGCCAUGAAGUCAGAGGAGAAGGUCGAGGAUAGUGAGCCUGAGGGUUCUAAACCUGAGACCACUGGCGAGUUGACAGGCUUCAAGCUCGAGGAGGAGAUCUGA